Molecule: messenger RNA, 1296 nt
Organism: Nematostella vectensis (starlet sea anemone)
Lineage: Eukaryota; Metazoa; Cnidaria; Anthozoa; Actiniaria; Edwardsiidae
Exons: 2
Coding region: 359-1063 (234 amino acids)
Source: RefSeq, a predicted model, not a curated record
CAAACAGACGCUUAGGAAAAACAACAAAAGGGGUUACCCGCUUUGAUGACGCCUUUGCGUGCGUCGCUGAUGGCCCAUUGGUCAAGCAAAAAGCGUUUUCUAUCCGUCCCUUUGUCUGCGAAAACUUUUGUAGCCUACGUACUAUGGAUGUUAGAAGUUUUUGUUGGCUAUAGCUUGCGUUAGUCAUCGGUGCCAGGACAUAAAACGAGGGAAUACAAAUAAGUACCCUUGACGUCACAUAGAUUGGCUGUCAGUACAGUACAUAAGUGAGGCCAUUGCUUUCUCACAUUCACUUCAUCGGUACCCUGCCACCAGUUUCUUCAACGGCAGCCAACGAUUACUCGACAGAGGUAACAAGAUGACAGCCAAGCUUUGCCUACCUCUGUGUAUUUACGUUUUCUGUAUACUGCACUGUGUAUCUACGAGUAGUCUACGAGUAAAAGCCGACAACAACCCGAGCGACGACGACGCACUUUCGAGAUUUUUCCGUCGAGACUGCCAUGUAGGCUUGUGGUGCGGGAAAAAGCGUGAACCAGCGAUAGAACAAUCUAGUAGAUUCAAAUCCGCCGAUGAUUGUCCGGUGGGUCUUUGGUGUGGAAAAAAACGAUCGGCCAGCAAAGGAGAAUCGAUUGAAAUUUCCCACUCGAACAAGCAGCGCGAACAAGGCGAAGAAGAAUCGACUGUUUUGCAAAAGCUGACAGAUGGCAACACGGGGCCCCCUGACGAGGUAGCGAGGCGAAUGUUUCGGCGGGCAAGCACUAGUUGCCCUCCGGGACUGUGGUGCGGAAAGAAGCGAAGCAUCCCCGAGCAAAACCCGAGCGGCCUCGAGCUUCAGCUUCCGUAUUUGGCGGGAACCUUGCCGAGCUACGAAGUUAAUGACGAAGAUGCCCCACAGAGUGACCUUAAAAAGAUGUUUCGCCGAGCAAGUACCAGCUGUCCCCCAGGUCUCUGGUGUGGCCGUAAGCGCACGGUCUAUUCUAACAUAGGGAUCCCUCCUCGUCAAAGUAGCUUGAAGUCUAAGUUUGAAAGAUCCUGUCCCCCUGGUCUCUGGUGCGGAAAGUAGAAACAAGCAUAUCUAGAAACUUUAGCAAAAUGUGUGAUUCCUUUACAGUAUUUUCCUUUGACAUAAUGACAGCAUGAACUUCUCGUUAAUACCAGGAUUAAUGAGCAGUUUGUCAGAUUAUGAGAAAGUUUUAAUGAGCAAACGGUUAAGAGAAAUAUGUAUGAUGUGCAAGUUUGGUGACGUUGAUUUAAUGUCUUCGAACUAUUGAAAUAAAGAAAGGUUAUCAACUUCAA